AUGGACGAGUACAUGACCGACCACUUCAUGACCCGCGACGAUGUCUCCGAUCAUCAGCAGCCUCAGCCGCAGCCGCCUCCGACCGUUGUGGUUGACGAGUGGCCGCACGACUCCGACGUCAGCGAGACCUCUCCGUCAAAGAAGUCGCCCAGCGGCCUGCGCUCGCGCAUCACCAACAACCUGAGCAAGAAGACCAGCAUUCAGGACCGCCUUGUCGAGAAACUCUUACAGCAGGUCAUCCCCGAGAGCUCCGAUGGCCUCACCGGCGGCGACGAUGCCCUGGCACCAGGUUUCCCCUCGGACAAGACCUCUGCCUUCUCCCAGCGGCCCAACUUCAACAUCACGACCAUGUCCAAUAACUUCCGCCGCUUCAACGCCCGCAUCGGCGUCAUGUUCAAGUUCCAGGCCCGCGUCGCCCGCCUCCUCAGCUGGCGCCAACCGACUCACACCCUCUCCCUUCUCGCCGUCUACACUUUCGUCUGCCUCGACCCCUACCUCCUCACCGUGGUCCCCCUUGCCGGCUUCCUGUUGGCUGUCUUCAUCCCCUCGUUCCUCGCCCGCCACCCCGCCCCGCCUUCGGGUACCCUAUCCUCGGAGCAGUCCAUCGGCUACUCCCCGAAAGGCCCACCCCUCGCCCCGGCCCGGACGGUGAAGCCCGUCAAGGAGCUCAGCAAAGACUUCUUCCGCAACAUGCGCGAUCUCCAGAACUGCAUGGACGACUUCUGCGUCGCUCACGACGGCGUCGUCAGCACCGUCCUCCCCAUCACCAACUUCUCCAACGAGGCACUCUCCUCCGCUCUCUUCCUCGCCCUGACCGUAACCACCGUCCUGAUGACGACCUUCGCCUCCCUCCUACCCUGGCGCCAGAUCGCCCUCGUCGCCGGCUGGGGCCUCAUCCUCUCGGGUCACCCGGCCAUCGCUCCACUCCUGACGCACACCCACGACACCCACGUCGCGCCGCACGAGGCCCGCGCCCGCUCGCGCCUCGAUGCCUGGAUUGCCGACGACAUCAUCCUCGACUCAGCCCCGGAGACGCGCGAGGUCGAGAUCUUCGAACUUCAGCGCGCUUCCCACGACGAGUGGGAGCCCUGGCUCUUCUCCCCGUCCCCUUACGACCCUCUCUCCCAGCCGCGCAUUGCUGGCGACCGCCCACGCGGCACCCGCUUCUUCGAGGAUGUCCUGCCGCCGGACGGCUGGGUCUGGUCCGAGAAGAAGUGGGCGCUCGACCUCUGGAGCAGGGAGUGGGUCGAGGAACGCAUCAUCACAGGCGUCGAGGUCGAGACUGAGGGCGAGCGCUGGGUGUACGACAUGUACGACGAGAACUGCGCCUUCCAGGGCGGCGUCGGCGUCAUGGACUCGCCGACCACGAGCAAGGGCAAGUCAAGGGUGGCCAAGACGCCAACGCCCAGCUGGGAGGAGGGCGAGGACGGCACGGGCCGGAGGGGCGAGUGGAGGAGACGACGCUGGGUGCGCCUCGUCAAGAGAAGGGCCACGACGAGCUCGGCUUGA
This is a messenger RNA of Colletotrichum higginsianum IMI 349063, 1509 nucleotides long. Its product is annotated as integral peroxisomal membrane peroxin. Gene Ontology annotation, biological process: peroxisome organization. Gene Ontology annotation, cellular component: peroxisomal membrane. The record is from RefSeq and is a predicted model, not a curated record. The coding region runs from base 1 to 1509 and encodes 502 amino acids. The transcript has 2 exons. NCBI's taxonomy places the organism in Eukaryota, Fungi, Ascomycota, Sordariomycetes, Glomerellales, Glomerellaceae.